Messenger RNA from Cololabis saira (Pacific saury), 942 nucleotides. Its product is annotated as dexamethasone-induced Ras-related protein 1-like. Gene Ontology annotation, molecular function: GTPase activity; GTP binding. The record is from RefSeq and is a predicted model, not a curated record. The coding region runs from base 58 to 852 and encodes 264 amino acids. NCBI's taxonomy places the organism in Eukaryota, Metazoa, Chordata, Actinopteri, Beloniformes, Belonidae. The transcript has 2 exons.
AUCACAACGUGGAUCUUAAACUAUCCCACCGACCAGCGGGUGCGACUUAUUGCAAUUAUGAUUAAGAAAAUGUCCCCAUCCGAGAAUGAGUUCAACAUACCGGCUAAGAAUUGCCACAGGAUGGUCAUUCUGGGCUCCACCAAAGUUGGGAAGACGGCUAUCAUCUCUCGGUUUCUGAAUGAGAGGUUUGAUGACCAGUACACACCCACCAUCGAAGACUUUCAUAGGAAAUUCUACAGCAUCCGAGGGGACGUGUACCAGCUGGACAUUCUGGACACGUCAGGAAACCAUCCCUUCCCUGCGAUGAGGAGGCUUUCAAUUCUCACUGGUGAUAUCUUCAUCUUGGUGUUCAGUCUUGACAACAGAGACUCCUUCCAAGAAGUGCAGCGCCUGAAGCGCCAGAUCCACGAGACCAAGUCGUGUUUGCGAAACAAAACUAAGGAGAACGUGCAAGUCCCGCUCGUCGUCUGCGGCAACAAGUGCGACAGAGACUUUUACCGAGAAGUGCAGGAGGACGAGAUCGAGAAGUUGGUUGGAGGAGACGAGCACUGCGCUUACUUUGAGAUAUCAGCAAAGAAGAACACCAACGUCGACCAGAUGUUCCAGACUCUGUUCACCAUGGCCAAGCUGCCAAAUGAAAUGAGCCCCGACCGACACUGCAAGGUCUCCCUGCAGUACUGCGACGUGCUGCACAGAAAGUCGUUCCGAAAUAAGAAGUGCAAGGACGGGAACGCGUAUGGGAUUGUGGCGCCGUUUGCACGGAGGCCGAGCGUGCACAGUGACUUGAUGUACAUUAAAGGGAAAGCUGUCGGCGGCAGCCAGGCCAAAGAGAAGGGCUGCGUCAUUUGCUGACACCUUCUCAGUCUGUGUGCAAGUGUUUUGUCUCUGUGAGACUGUUCAGGGCUGCUGUGACCAGUCGGUGCAUGCAGGAAACACAAGACU